Messenger RNA from Octopus sinensis (East Asian common octopus), 9560 nucleotides. Its product is annotated as targeting protein for Xklp2-like. The transcript has 14 exons. Gene Ontology annotation, biological process: regulation of mitotic spindle organization; activation of protein kinase activity. Bases 164 to 2569 code for a protein of 801 amino acids. The record is from RefSeq and is a predicted model, not a curated record. Gene Ontology annotation, cellular component: spindle; microtubule. NCBI's taxonomy places the organism in Eukaryota, Metazoa, Mollusca, Cephalopoda, Octopoda, Octopodidae.
AUGCUUGUUUGUGAUUAUUAGGAAACUUGAAUAGAGGAAAUAGUUUGGAAUCUCUAUUUUUUUUCACUCCGCAUCAUUUUUUAACUCUAAGAAAUUAGAACCAUCUCUUCAAUUCUAGUGUCUUAACUUCAUUUAGAAAUUAUUUUUUUUUUAGUAUUUAGAAAUGGAACCUAAAUGGGAAUUUGAAUGUCCCCAGUUUGUUGAUUUUACUCAAAAUGUAUCUGAAGAUGAAGACAGCGAUUCUUGGUUUGACGUUGAUCACGAGGCCGACAUAAAUGACAUCUCACUUUUCAUGCCUGAAGGACAAAAUGCUAUCAUAGCCCAAGCAAUGCCAGUUGUUGUUGCCAAGCCAACCAAAAAGGAGCCUCCUGAAAAUGUUACCAAUGCUGAUGGUAAAGCAAAUACAGGUGUGUCUAGUAAAGAUCAGUCUAACAAUAAGCAGUCUCCGUUGAAGAAUCGCUCAAAUAUAUGUUCUUCUGUGGAAGAAUUUAAUCGCAAAUUCAAGAACAAACCUGUUGCCUCUGUUGUUGGUAAAGAGAAUCAAGCAAAUAAAGGACCACGAAGGGUUUUGAGAAACCCUCAGCCAGAUUCAGAGCAACCUACUGUAGGGAUCUUUAAGUCAUCAAAAAAAGAAUCAGAGCCACAACCUAACAAAUCUGACCAACCAGAAGGAAAUAAUCACCAAAGAAGUCUUAGUAAAGAUGCUAAUUCCAAGAUUGAUCCAGUAUGUUCUACAAAUAAAAAAACAAAUCAAAGUAUGUCAAAACUCAGAGAAAGUAAAUCUGGAUCUACAGAGAAACUAAACAAAAGUAAUCUGAGACGUUCAAUCUCUUCAAGCAGUAUCAACAAAGUAGCGCCUAAAGAUAAAUUUCAAUUCAGGCGUUCAGGUUCCUUGGAUAAGCUGGCUGUCAAGAACACGGCUCCAAAGUUAAAAGAAAACCUUCUCAGAACAUCUAAACCCAUGACUUAUGAGGAAAUUGAACGACAACAGAUGGAAAUCGCACGAAAUAAGGCUUUGGAAGCUAAGAAAAUGGCUGCAGAAUCACUGAAAAGAGUGAAGAAUUCCAAGGGAUAUCAGCCUAUUACCUCCAACAAAAAAUUGACAGUUGCAAAAGAAUUUCAGUUCAGCUCUGAUAAACGACUCCGUAGUCACUCAGUUGACAAUGUAAAAUCUCCAAUUACAGAAUUGUCUCAGAUCUUGCGCAAAGAAGACAAAAGUUGCCCAGCAUCAAAGAUGCCAACAAGGACAGUUGUUCAACCUUUUAAGUUUAGUGAAAUGAAUCACAAGACUACAGCCACUAAUAUCAAAUUUCAGUCAGUAGCAGAACAAAUUAAUAACUUCUCUAGGAAAACUCCAGAUCGCUAUAGGUCUCAUACAAAAGAACCUGCUCCAAAGAAAGCUUGGUGUGCACCAAGAUGCACCAUUGCCAAGUCUCCUCAGUUGAGCAGCAAAGAUAGGUUACGACCUGUACGUGUUCUCAGCAAGAAGGAGUUGGAAGAGAAAGAACUGGAAGAGAUAAAGAUGAAUCAAUUCAAGGCAAAGGAUGUAAAUAGGAAGAUCCUUGAGGCACCUGUUGGUGUGAAAGAAGUACCAAAGAAAGAGCCAACUGUUGUGAAACCAUUUGAUUUGCCUGGCAGCAAGAUUCCUUCAACAAAGAGGGCUUGUACUGAUGAUGAAAUUGAUUACCGAUUCCGUGCUCAGCCUGUUCCUACUGAAAUACUUCGAGGAGUUGUGGGUGUGAAAGAAGCUGAAUCUCUUCCAGUGACUAUUCCAGCCUCUCCUGCUUUUGCAUUGAAACAACGUAUCCAUCGACCUCAUAUAGAAGAACCUAAACAGGAGAAUUUGAUAAAGAAGCCAAAGUUCAGACCUUACAUCCACAGUGGCAUAAGGUUUGAACCAAAAUUAGACCAUCGGUGUACAGUGAUAGAACCUUUCACUUUUGAUGAUCGGAUGAGGGAGUAUUUGAUGAAAAAAGAAGAGCAUAUUAAGAAAAUAAAAGAGGAGAGUGAAAAGGUAUCUGAAUUUUAUGCCAAUCCAAUCCCUAAUUAUAAGCCUGGUCUCCCUGCCAAAAAGCCUUUGGUUUUGACAAAACAAGAGCCAUUCAAAUUGUUAAUUGAAGAACGUGUUGAAAAGAGGAUUGAAGAGAAACAGCGUCAGCUUGAAGAGGAAGCCAGAUUAUUUGAAGAAAAUAUGAAGUUUAAAGCACAACCUUGUGAUAUCAUCAAUAAAACCCCAUUUGUACCACAACUGGAUCAUAAAUGCACAGUUGAGGUUGCUGAGUUCAAGCUAAACACAGAGGUGCGUCAAGCUCAACGUCAGCAGUAUUUUGAGAAGAAGAAGGCACAUGAGAUGGAGGUACAGGCAUCACAAAUGGAGCAGGAACAGCUGAGGAAAGAGGAAGAAGAGAGAGAAAUCCAACGGCUAAGGGCUGAGGCUGUACACAAAGCCAAGCCAAUUCGACAUUAUAAAGCAGUUGAGAUUCAGCGUAAUUUGCUACCCCCUACUAUUCCUCAGACUCCAAAAUUCUGUUAUAAGAGCCGUGUGCGCAAUGUGAAAGCUGACAACUAAGGUUUCAAGGUGUUUGAUUCUUUCUUGGUUCUUAGAUCUUUUAGAUUGUUCCUAUUCAUGAAGAUGAAUUUACUUUAAAUAUUUUAAUAUUUCAACUUUGUUUCUCUUCAAGAACCAGGUGAUAAUUCUGACCAGCCAUACACCUACUCUCAUUGACCUGUUUUUUUUUGUUUUUUUUCAUUUCUCAUUUUCUUCUGAAAAGUCAGUGUCUGUUAUUAAGGCAUUUCCUUGUCACAAUUUGAUUUUCUUUGUGUAUGGCAUAGCAUUACAUAAGAUGUUGGUGGUUCAUUUCAUCUAACUUGUAUCACUAAUGGCCUUGAGAGAAAACUGUGACACAAUCUUGUUCAUCCUUCUUUCUGCCUGCUAGAUAUAAAAGCAACACAAAAAUACCUGAAUAUUACUUAUCUUCAGUUUAUGCUAGAGAUUUGUGAAUUUAGUGAAGAUAACAUUAAAAUCUUAAUUUAAUUCUUUUUAAAAUAAACAUAUAGGAUUUGUCCUUAAUAUUUCCACUUGAUAAGUAAUAUUUCAUUGGUGUUGUUUAUAACAAUUUUAAUGUAUAUAAAACAUCACUUAGCCUGGAAAUAGCUAUAGGUUGAACAUAAUUUAAUGGCAGAUUUUCUACAGCCAGAUGUCCUUGUUGCCAACCCUCACUUGUUUCCAAGCAAGGUGAUGAGGUAAAAUAUAUUUUUUCUUAUGUGGGCAUGGUUUGGAUGAGGUCUCCAAGCAUCUCAUUAAUUGUUAGUCCUUCAUCAUCUGCAAUAUGCAACAAGAAAAUUGGCUGUGUUUACUGUUACAUAUAUCUUGUUUCUUUUGUUAGAUGCUCUACUGGCACUUGAGGUUAUCUGAGACUUAGUCCCCUCUAUGCAGCUGCAUUUGUUCCAACCUUGAUUAAAAAAAAUUUUUUUUUAAAGUUUUUAAAGCUGUAUGCCCUUCCUAUGCCAGCUAUUUCAUGGCAUGACCUACAUGUGUGUAUGUAGAUAAUUUCUUUUUAUUCUAAUCAUGCUUAUCUUUAAAUUAGCACACUAGAUUCCCCUGACUCUACAUUGAGUUUUUGAUCGUUUUAAGGUAUAGUUUUCUAAUUUAUUUGUCUAUGAAAGAUGCUGCUUUCAGGUUCUUUAAUUUACUGGUAAAGAGUUUUUAAUCCAAUCAUGAAAGAGAAUUCAUCCUCUCUUUUCAAGCAUCAUUGAGCUCAACAAUUCUGUUUGAUAUCAAACUUUCUACUAAUGUUGCAAAUGUCAGUAUAAUUCAUACAAGGUUAUUGAUAAUAAAUUAAAAAACUUCCAUUCAGAUCUCGAACUGUGGCAUGCCACCCAGGCUUUGCUCUUCCUCUCAACUAUGUUAUCCUCUGUGUUUCCAGUCUUUACUCCCGGCUACAGGAAGUCCUCAACCAACUCUAGUAGUUUACCGCCUACAUUCAUAAUCUUCUCUGACUUAAUGUUCUUUACCAGAUACUUCAUCUUAUUCUCAUUCAUUUUCAGCACCACACUCAUUGACACAGUCUCCACCUCCUGCAUCAAUUUCUCUGCCUCCCUUACUGUGUUUGUCACCAGAACUUUGUUGUCAGCAAGUUCAGCUUCUGAUAUCUUUUUAGCCUUGACCCUCCUGCUCUGAGCCAGUGCUACAGUAAAGCCAGUGUCUUGAUGUUCUCCAGCACAGGGCACUGUGAUGAUAAAAAUGUAGAGAGCCCUGGAGCACUCUAGCCAGUAUCUCAAAGAGCUCUGUCAUCCUGUCAGGUGUAAUGACUUGGGCUCUGGUAUUGUAGAGCAGUGAUAUCAAGUCUAUCUUCUUGGGGAUUCCAUAAGCCUGUAUGAUCUUCAUCAAGUGGUGACAGUCCACAGAAUCAAAGGCCUUCAUAAAGUCAAUGAAAACCACAACAGCAGGAAGACUCUUUGCUCUAGCUCCUUCUAAUAUCCUCCUCAGCGUUAGGAUGUGACUGGUGGUUGAGCUUCUCCAUCUCAAGCUGGAUCCUGUUAAGAAUCAUCUUGUUGAGGGUCUUUGCUACCAGUGACAUCAGUAAGAUCCCCUGUAGUUGUUGGUAUAAGAGAGAUCUCCCUUCUUUAGUACUGGGGCGAUGUUACUGAUCCUCCACUGAUUCAGGGCAACCCUUUUUUCUAGUGCCUAGUUACAGAAUUCCAGGACGAUAUCAAAAUCACACAUUCAUCACCUCUGGUACUACUCCAUCUUUUCCAUGGGCCUUUCCAUCCUUGAUCUUCUUGGCUCUCUGAAGCUCCUCUUUGGUGAAGGGUCUUGUCUCAAUAUCUAGUUCCUCAAAUAGCUGCCCGAUCUCCCUAGUGUUCUGGGUUGUGGAAGGUGGCUCUCCUAGUAGGGUCUUAAAAUGGUCCAGCCAUUUACUCUUCCUAUUCUCGGGCCCUGUUCCCUGGAUCUGACACAAACUCCUUCUCUUCCUCCCCAUGAUCUUCUUGAUGAUUGUCCAGCUCUCUUUACACUUAGACCCAUCAACUGCUCUCUUCACACUUCUGAUCUUCUCCAUCAAUGCCUCUUCUCUAGCCUCAGUGUAAGUAGUACAGAGUGCUUUCUUCAUCACCUCCACAUUCUCCUUCCUCUCCUCCAUAAGUUCAGCAAGGAAUUGGUCCUUGGUAGCUUUCAGGUGUUCUCUAGCGGCACACACUUUUAGGUCUACAAAGCUGGCAUUCCUCCUCUUCUCUCUCCUCAGCACCAGGACCUCACUUGCUUCUUCCACUGCUUUGGUGAAGUACUCUUACCUCCUCGUCACACUCUCCUCAGUCCCGCCAAUUUCUCUUUCCUCUCUCUCUCCACACAGAGCACUGAACCUAUUCUUCACUUCUACUGUGUACCUCUCCUGUAGCUUAUCUUCCUUGAAGAAAGAGUCUUACUCUUUCUUAAGCUCAUUUGGACCUUGCUCAUAACAAGCUGGUAGUAGUGUUGACAGUUCUACACACCCCCAUAGAACUCCUCUGCACUUGCAUCACUGUCCCCCUCAGUUUUGGUUUUAUAUAUAUAUAUAUAUAUAUAUAUAUAUAUAUAUAUAUAAUAGCAUAUAAUUGUGUGUUUGUUCACAUAUAUCAGUUUCUUUCCUAACUUCAUUUUUUUUUUUUUUUUUUUGUUGCAGUGUAGUUAAUGACUGAAUUCUGCACUUUUUGCGUGAUUUAACAACUUUUGGUUCACAUCACUUCAAGACGGUCUUCAUCUAUACAACUAGUACUUGUGUAUGUGAAUAUAGACAAAUAUGUAUAUAGUAGUUUGUAUGCAUGUAGGUAUUUGUAUAUAGUAUACUAGCUGAAUGACCUGGCAUUGCCUGGGUUAUUGCUGUUCUUAUUCAGAUUAGCAAACAAUAAAAAAAAUAUCAAAAUCAUAAUAAUAGAAUUUCGAACUGAAGAGUCAUUUCUGAGAUAUGUUAACUUUUGAAGAAGUUCAUGACUGAGUUUAUCAACCAUUUCAUUAGUUUGAGCCAGUAUAGCUCUUUUAUAUAGCCAGUUUACAUCAGUGUAAUUGACAGAUAAACUAGGAAAUACUUUAUCCAUAGGAUCCUUAAGAAAUAGUAUUAUUUGAUUGUAUGUAAUUUCAUGUAGCUGAAGUCUUGAGUUGAAUGUUAAUAUCCCAUUGCCAAUCUUGAAAAGAUUGUAUCAUCACUUUGUAAGAUGAAAUCUCUUGUAAGAUGAAAUUUUUUUUACAUGUCUCCAAACAUAUGAUUUUUGUAGGCAUGCAUGGCCUCGUCAGCUUUUGUUCCUUUGGGGAUAACCAAAAACAUUUGACAAAUCUGCAAGAACCAUUACUUCUCCCACAAGCGUGCUAUUGUUUUUUGUCUUGGAGGGUACAGUCAAGUACCUCUAGAGUUCCAUGAUGUGACAGUGCACUCAUCCCAAACAAUGAGGCAAGUUUGUUGAACUGUUGCCAUUGCAGAAUUUUUGAAAAUGCAACACAUUUGAGAUUCUUUCGUUGCAAGGUUUAGAGGGAGAUUGAACAUAGAGUGAGCAGCUCUUCCCUCAUUGAGGAGGGGAUAGUUGCAUAAAUGUCCUUUACUAUUGAUGUAAUGAAUGCGGAAAUACACUCACUGACACACACACUCAUGUACAUAUGUAUGUGUAGAUGUGUUUAUCUGAGGCCUAAUGUAUAAAAAUUAUCACAGUCAUGCACACAGUCUAACAUACUCGCAUACAUACAUUAGCGCAUGCCUCAGGUGUAUCUCUGUCCCUGUGUUUGUCUCUCUCUUUAGGUGUGUGUGUGUGUGUCAGUCAUCACAAAAAUGUAUGUAUAUUCACAUACACAUAUUUCAGUCAUUGGCCUAAAGUACUUAGCAAACACAUAUACAAACUUGUGCAGAAAAUGUCAUCAUCAUGGUAUAAAAUGUCGUUUACAAUAGUUGACUUACAGAAAGAUAAAAUUUUUGUUAUGUAAAUGAAAAUGUUUAUUUGGUAGCUGAAAGAUUAACUUAAUCUUUUGAUACCCUAUAUGUCAACAUCGGUAUCUAAGUUUUCUAAUGCAUUAGGAACAUGCAUGCAUGCGUGCGCGCGCACACACACACACACACACACACACACACAAACUCUGCUUUAAAUAUUAAGAUAUAUUGUCAAUAUAUUUGUGCUUGCUCAUAAAAAUAUUUCACUUGUCAGUUUUGCUACAAUACCACUGGAAUACCACUGUGGUUGAAAAAUAUUUUGAUUUUGGAAUUUGCAUUUUAUGUUUUAAGACCAGAAUCUGUAAUUUUUGUCUUAGAUUUGUUUAGUGUGCUAAAUUGUAACAGAAUGUUGAGAUUAUAUUUGUAAUGGAAUUUUGAGGUUGUAUAUAGUGUUAUGAAAUUCUGUUGAUAUUUGUAAUCAGUAUCAUUACUCUCUCACCCCCACUCACUCUUCUUCACUCCACUGCUUUUGUCAGUUGCCUUUUUCAAGGCAAAAUCCCUUCCCACCUACAUUUGUCUAUAUUUCUCCAAAAUUUCAAAUGUCUUUAUAGAAGUUACCUUCUUUUUAGAUUUUAAACACACUUAGUAAGAUAAUCUUAGUUAACUGAGGUUUUUCAUGUCUUUAUAUGUAAAACCCUUCCAUAUGUGUAUUUAAGAUGAAGUUCCUGAGGUAUUUUCCUGCAAUCAUACAAGGGGGUACCUAAAAGAAACCAGAAUUUUGCAAUAUUUUAUUUACUUAGUUUUACACGUUUACACUUUUAUCACCUUCAGAGUAUUCUCAGUUUGAAGCAAUGCAUUAGUCCAGGUGCAUUUUCCACUAUUUGAAGCAAUGCUGGAACUCUUGCAAAGUGAUGCCUUUUAACACCUCCAUCGUUUUUUCUUCACCUCUACCACAUCUGCGAAUUCCAUAGCACAGCAUUCGUCACCAGUGAUGCUCCUGUUCUUUCGGUUCAUGAUACACAUUCACUCAUGACUACUUUUGAUCUUCCUUGAGCAAGCUAGGCACAAAUUUUACUGCAACUCCUUUCAUUCACAAUUCCUCUCAAAAUUCGUUGGGAGGAGCUCCAGGAAACCCCAAUCAUAUCAACAAGUUCAGUUGUUUGGUGGUGGUCCUCCAAGAUCAAUUCAUGAAUUUUCAUGUUUUCAUUCGGGAGCUCAGUGGGUGUCCUGAACAAGGUUGACUUUCAAGCAACAAAUGACCAUUCCUGAAGCAUGGAAAUCACUUGUAAACCUCUGUUUUGCUCAUGGUGGUGUCCUUGUAAGCUAUUUGAAGCCCAUUGUUUUCUGCAGCAGAAAACAGAAUUUCAGGAAGCACGGUGUUCCUUUAUUUCAGCCAUUGCAAAAAUUGACAAACACAGGAGCACUGCAAAACAUAAACGUGCCAUGUGGAAGUGCGACUUCACCCAAUGACGCUAGUCAAUAGACUGAUGCCUAAGGGUCACAUCAAGUGGCUUCUAGUAGCAGAAGCCUGAACUGCAACAGGUUUUUCCCACAGAGAACGUUUCCAGUUAUUUUUGGGUACCCCCUUGUAUUAUAGCUAAACUGUAUUGGUAUCCAUCAUUUGUACUAUCAGUAUUUUUGGAGGUUUGUUGGUAGGAAGGAAUUUGUUGAUCUUAUUGGAUAUAUGGUGCUGGUUCUUUCAGAUCUGGGUUUUGGUGUAAGUUCUUUCUUUCUGUUAAUAAUGCUAUCUUGUGCUUCUCGAAUGUACUUCAUAUUAACAAUCCUAGUUAGUUCCAAUGAUGCAUUUUACUAGCUCAUUGUUAGUGUCUUGUGCUCUUUUGCUAGUUAGUUCUUAUAGAAAGCUAUAUGAAAACAAACAAAAGGCUUUUCCUUCUGUUGUAACUAAAACAUGUUUAAUAUUUUAGAAACACUGCCAGAUUUCACAGACCCCAAUAGAACCAUCCAACCCAUGCUAGUGGAAAGCGGACGCUAAACGAUGAUGAUGAUGAUUCCUAAAACAAAAUAUGGGUAGUGUUAACUUAGGAUAUAACUGGAUCGUAGAUGGCAAAACCAAAAAUCUGAUACAUUACUCCAGCAAUAUUACUUAUUCAACUCCUAGUAGGUCUAUAUGCUUGUAAUUUACUAUGUUGUUUCUGUAUAUAUAUCUUCCUAUAUGCACAUUCUCAUCCAUUCUCUAUUAUACUGAUUUAUGGAUACUGUUCUCUAUGUACUCAAGCUAAUAUAUAUAUGUGCUUACGCACAUAGAUAUUCUAUAUAUAUAUAUACACAUACAUACACACACACUCCCAUCAAGUAUUGCUCUAAAUAUGAUUAGCUCAUUUCGUAAAUACAUAUAAUGCAUAAAUCUCAUGGGCCUAUGCACCAGCAUUAUGUGGGAGGUUCAUAUAAUAAAAAAAUAAAUAUAUGUGAUUUAACUUUAUAUUCUGACAUCAGUGGAUCAUCAUAAACUCUGACCUCGCUAGGGCACCCCUCAUCACAUCACAUAGCACAUGUAAACACAUAACAAUAAACACUUGAUUUAUCCAGUGCACUUCCACAUUACACUUAUACUACACCUUCUCUCUCUCUCAUAUAUAUAUCUGAAUGAUGAUUUAUAUACUAAAGCAGAUUGUUUCAUUUUCAUUUUUGUAAAUAAAAUUAAAAAACUGA